This is a messenger RNA of Rotaria sp. Silwood2, 330 nucleotides long. The record is from the annotation of a GenBank genome assembly. Lineage: Eukaryota; Metazoa; Rotifera; Eurotatoria; Philodinida; Philodinidae.
AUGGCAUAUGAAUCAUUACAUACAAUAUUAUUAAAUGCUUUGGAAAAAUUAUUCUUAUUUGGUGAUGAACGAAACGAGGAUGUAGACGAGUGGUUUGAAGAAAUUACGAUUGGAAUGAAUUUUGCAAGAUUAAAUGAUAAUCAAAAGGUACGUAUUGUUCAUACAUAUUUUAUCAGUGACGCAAGAAAAUGGAUCUUUAACAAUAUGUCAGUAUUAGAUUCAUGGCCAAAUUUUGUACAAGCGAUUAGAAGAGCAUAUGUACCACCUAUUCAAAAGCAAAUUCAAUGCGCAAAUGUUAUGAACGAAUCAUUCGAUAAGAUCGAAAAUUAG